Molecule: messenger RNA, 4158 nt
Organism: Macroventuria anomochaeta
Lineage: Eukaryota; Fungi; Ascomycota; Dothideomycetes; Pleosporales; Didymellaceae
Exons: 3
Coding region: 1-4119 (1372 amino acids)
Biological process (GO): glutathione metabolic process
Cellular component (GO): cytosol
Molecular function (GO): 5-oxoprolinase (ATP-hydrolyzing) activity
Source: RefSeq, a predicted model, not a curated record
AUGGCUCCAGGGUACAGAUUGGGCGUUGAUGUUGGAGGCACCUUCACUGAUGUCUGCGUUAUCACCCCCGAUGGCGAAGCGAUACGCGCCAAAGUCCCCACGAAUACAACUGAUCAGUCCAUUGGCGUGCAGGAAGGCGUAGACCAAGUGCGCCGCAUUCUGCAAGACAAGUACAGCUGGAACGGCAAAUUCGAGUACAUCCACCAUGGCACAACAACGGGCACAAAUGCCGUGCUUGAGGGCAAGGGCGCUAAGGCUGGCCUCAUUGUCACCAAAGGGCACAAGGACAUCUUGACAGUGCGGAGGAGUCAGAUUCCCGGCGGUCUUGGAGCAUGGAUCAACUAUGUCCAACCUGAGCCACUUGUGCCGCUGGAACGGACUGUUGAGGCCAAAGAGCGCAUACGGAUCAAUGGUGAUGUCUUCCACGAGCUUGACGAGGCAGACUUUCGCGAAAGUCUGCAAGACCUGAAGCGUCAACAACCUCAAGCAAUCGCCGUGUCUCUGUUGAACUCGUUCAGCAACAAGCUCCACGAGGAGAAGAUUCGCAGCAUACUCAUCGACGAAUUUGGUCCAGCUGUUGAGAUCGUCACAUCAACUGAUGUGUUACCUGAGAUCCAAGAGUACGAGCGAACAGUUACGACGGCAGCCAACGCCAUCGUCAAGCCUGUGGUGAAGAAGUACAUGAAGAAUCUCCAGAAAAAGCUUGCAAAGGACACAGACACCCUCCGUAUACUUAAGUCAGACGGCGAUCUGACAUCGGUUGACCUCGCAGGCGAGACGCCGGUACACAUCCUCAUGAGCGGCCCAGCUGGCGGUGUCAAGGCCGUCUCACAUCUGGUCGCGAGAGAAACACCUUACAAGAACCUCAUCACAUUCGAUAUGGGAGGUACAAGCACGGAUUGCGCGCUGUUAUCGGGUAGCGAAGCCGUCAUUCGUCGUGAAACUGAAGUUGGGCCUCUAACAGUACGGGCUCCAUCUGUGGACGUGAAGACAGUCGGUGCUGGUGGAGGCUCAAUCGCCAUUUACAAUGAGUUCUCGAAGAACUUUCGCGUAGGUCCUGAGUCUAGUGGCGCCACUCCUGGGCCAGCAGCGUACGGCAAAGGAGGAACACAAGCGACAGUGACGGACGCGAACCUCACACUGGGUUACCUGCCCUCGAAGCUGCUUGGUGGCAAGGUUGAACUCGACGUCGUCGCAUCGGCGGCUGCUGUCGAGUCGAUUGCAAAGCAGAUGGGCAUGGAUGUGACGUCCGCAGCCGAGGGCAUCAUUGACCUGGUCAACGAGUCCAUGUAUGGUGCUCUGCGACUUGUUUCUGUCGAGCAGGGCUACGACCCUCGCGACUUCGCACUUGUAGCGCUUGGUGGAGCAGGGCCUAUGCAUGCAAAUUCACUGGGCAAGCUACUUGGUUCCUGGCCUGUAAUUGUGCCGCCUAGCCCAGGUGUACUGUGCGCUCAAGGAGACGCUAUCACAAAGAUGUCUCAUGAGUCGAGCUGCACAUACAUCAAGGUUUUCUCUGAGAUCGAACCUCAAGACCUCACAAGAGCAUUAGGCGAUCUGAGGAGCAGCUGUGUACAAACGAUGAAAGAGUCGCUUGCAGAUGAACAUGCUGCUCUGAGGGUUGUAUACCAAUCUGACAUGCGAUACAAGGGUCAAGCUAUGACGCUUACAGUGGACUUCAGCGAAGACGAUGUAAACGAUACCCCUCACCUUCUGGCACACCUACGCACCAGGUUCAACGAGGCGCACGAGCAGCAAUUCUCCUUCUCGCAUGCUAGCGUUGAGCUUGAAGUCAUGCGACUCCGCGUCAGGGUUAUCGACGCAUCUGAGGAAGUUGCUAUUAAGCCAAUUGAGAAAGCUAACACGUCGACAACGCCCAAGGAUGCUACGAUGACCAAGCAGACCAUCGUUUACGAGGGCAAGAAGGUCGAGGCUACAUUUUGGGAUCGAUCGAAGAUCACAAAAGCUGGCUUCAGGAUCGAAGGACCUGCUGUCGUUACGGAGAUGGACUCAAAUACUUUGAUCUUGCCCGGACACAUUGGCGAGAUUGACUCUAUUGGCAACAUCCUGAUUUGGCCCAAGACCAAGAGAACACCAGAGAAGAAGACGCAUACGAAAGAGUCGGCGGCAACACUUGUACAGGAGCAAUCCUUUUUGCCCGCUCUCGUGGGUUCAGCACUGGCUUCCAUUCGACGCGAAAUGGACACUCUCAUGCUGCGGUGUGCGAUGAGUCCGGCUAUUCGUGAGCAGCAAGAUGAGUUCAAUGUGAUCACCAAUACCCGUGGACAGAUGCUCGCUGGUCAGUUCGGUAGUUUCAUCCAGCAGUUCUUGAAUGGCUGGACAGGCACGGUCGAGGAAGGAGAUAUUUUCGUCACGAACGACGUGUAUCAGAUCGAUGGAGCUGUAUCACAUCUGAACGAUGUUAUCAUCUUGCUACCCAUUCACUACGAACACCGCCUCGUAGGCUGGGCUGCUAACUUCGGCCACCUGACUGAUGUGCAGGGCAAAGUGCCUGGGUCGAUGAGCAUCAAUGCGAGCACGAUCUACGAAGACGGCUUACAGAUACCUAUCGUCAAACUCUACGAAAAGGGCGUAUACAACGAAGCCCUAGCAACAGUACUCUUCCGCAACUCGCGCAUGCCAAACUGGUUUCAGAGCGAUCUGAUAGCACUUGUCACCGCCUGCAGAACAGCAGCCACGCGCGUCAACGAGCUUUGCGAGCGAUACGGUGUCGAAGUCUACGAAGCCGCGACCGACUACCUCCUCGAGCAGAAUAAAGCCGCCAUCAAAACUAUCAUCGACACCAAAAUCGGCCUCGAGAAAUCCAGUUUCACAGACUUCAUCGACGACGACGGGCAAGGCGUCGGUCCCUACGGAAUUUCCUGCUCGAUGCAAAAAUCCGGCGACAAACUCGUCUUCGACUGGGCCGGCACAUCCCCGCAAUCACCCACGUCAAUGAACUUCUACCUCAGCAAAACCAUGUUCAAGAUCUUCAUCGGCUACUACCUCCUCGCCAUCUACGACCCUCACGUCGUCGUCAACGACGGCUUCCACGACCUCCUCGACAUCCGCAUCCCCGACGGCACGAUCCUGCGGCCCGUCCGCCCCGCUGCAGUGUCGUGCCGCACGCAUCUGCUGGGCAGGGUGAUGGAUGUUAUGCAAGCGUUGUUCGGCCAGCGAAACCCAGCGUAUCGCUGCGCAGCUGGCUUCUCCGAUAGCCCGCACUUGUUCUACUCCGGCUUCAAGCCCUCGGGCGACUUUUAUCUUCUCUACCAGAUCGGGUUCGGCGGUGUGCCGGCGCGUCCCAUCGGUGACGGUCCGGAUUGUCAUUGUCUUUUCCCUGCAAUUAAGAGCAUUCCGGCGGAGAAUAUCGAGCUGUACUUCCCCGUUAUUAUCGAGGCGAAUGAAGCGCUGGCGGAUUCUGGGGGCGCGGGGUACUUUAGGGGUGGGAAUGCGCAGAGGACGCUCUAUCGCUGGUUGUGUGAGGGCGAUGUGAGCAUUCAUGAUGAUCGGUGGAUGGUGAAACCGUGGGGGGUCAACGGCGGUAAGCCUGGAAGUCGAAGUCGGAAAAUCAUAUAUCGGAAGAAUUCUUACGGCACGGACAAGGAGAGAGAGAAUAUGGAGUUGGUACAGAGUAAGAUGGAUUAUCUGCAUGUUUAUCCUGGCGACGUGCUCGAAUGGAUCACCUGGGGCGGCGGCGGUCUCGGCGACCCUCUUACACGACCUCCCGAUAUCGUGGCGAAGGAAGUACACCGCCGCCUCGUCUCUUUCGAUGGCGCAAAGAAUAACUACGGUGUCAUCGUGAACGCUGAUUUCUCUGUCAACGAGGUUGCGACUGCGGACUUGAGGAAGAGCAGGUCUAAGCAACGCAAGACCGAGGAAGAUAAAAAGAGGAGAUUGGUGAACGGUGGUGAAGGUGGACAGGGUGGCGACGAUGUCGGCUACGAUAGAGGAGGCACGAUGAGCGAGUUAGUGCAGAGGUGUAAGGACGAGACGGGACUUGAGCCGCCGCGGCCGCAGUGGGAGAGGGAUCCGUAUGGACCGCAUACGGGGCUGCCGUAUGUUAAGGAGUGGUACAAGAAGAUGAGGGAGGAGGGGUUUGCAGUUUGGGAUCGUGUGUGAGGGCAAUGUGCAUCUUCGGUUUGUUAAGCGUAGGUGGGU